Molecule: messenger RNA, 378 nt
Organism: Aegilops tauschii subsp. strangulata
Lineage: Eukaryota; Viridiplantae; Streptophyta; Magnoliopsida; Poales; Poaceae
Source: RefSeq, a predicted model, not a curated record
AUGGUCUUCGAGGAUGAAAGCAGUGACUCUCAGUCCAGCCUUGUGUACGUCUACUCCUCCUCCUCCGAUGGAAUUGCAUCUGAAGAGAAAAACAACCUGGAGGCCAACUAUGACAAAUUGGUUGAAGAUGUGCAUCAACUUUUCAAUGCUCAAGAGGAUAGGAUGAUGGAUUUCAGCUACUUGCAGUCCAAGAUGAACAACACUGAGGUUAGCAACUCAGUUGUCUCUGAUAUGAGGACAGAGAUUGAGAAGAAAGAUGCAGAGAUCUUCAAGCUGCAAGAGAAGUAUGAAGUGCUUAUGAACAUCACAAAGGCUCAAGGCACUGUCAUCCAGAACCUGAAGCUCAACCAUUUGAAAGAGAAGGAAAAGCUAAUCUAG